AUGGUAACGAUAGGGAAGCUCCUACGAGUUACAAGAAGGCAACUUCACACCACUAUUUCCAGAGAUAUAAUCAAACCCGCGAAUCCAACCCCUUCUCAUCUCCAAACAUAUAAUCUUUCUGAUAUUGAUCUACUCGCGGAUAGAGCAUAUAUGCCGUUUAUUCUCUUUUACCCAAAAAAUGCCAGCUGCAGUUUAACUGUGCAAGACAAAGCCAGCGUGCUGAAGAAAUCUUUAGCACAAAGCCUAACAAAAUACCAUCACUUUGCAGGCAGGUUACCCACACCCACAACACCUUAUGUCUACUGUAAUGAUGAGGGAGUCGUGUUUCAUGAAGCCCGAAACGAUAGCAGACUUGAUGAAUUCCAGUUUAGUAGCGCACGGGAUGGAAAUCUUGAGAAUCUAUUUGUAGAUAAUAUGGUGUGCUUCAACUCUCCUGGCAACCCAAAUCUUGUUGGGGUUCAACUCAAUCACUUCGCAUGUGGUGGAGUCGGGCUUGCAGUUUCUGUGUCACACCUCGUUGCUGACGCUUCCACUCUUGGAUCGUUUAUGAAUCAUUGGGCUUCCGUAGCACGCUAUGGAUCGCCAACCCACAAAGAGGUACUACCUUUGAAUCCGCAUUUCAUUCAUGUCCCAAGGAGCAACUCUCCUCUGUCCGAAGCUCCGGUGAUGAACCAACAGCAUGCCAGUACUCGUGUCCUGAGAAAAUUCGUGUUUCCUAACUCGAAGUUAAGUGAUCUUAAGAAGGUUGUCGCCUCGGCGACAAACAAUAUCCCUACUCGGGUCGAAGUAUUAAGCUCUCUACUUUUCAGAACCGCGGUAGCUGCUGCUACCACGAAUUCUGGUCGUUUUAAGCCAUCUUAUUUAACAAUGAUGACCGAUGUACGUAAAAAUUUUGUGGACAAGCUGCCACAAACGACUGUGGGAAAUUUUGUGUCGAUGAUGAUGGUACCUGCAAAGCACGAAAGUGAAACUUCGUUAAGUAUGUUGGUUGAUGGGAUAAAGAAACAGAAGCUGCAACUGAAAGGAGUCCAAAGUGUGCAACAGACAGCUGCAAACAUUAAACGGGUUCGAUCCAAAUUGGGAAAUGAACUUUUAGAAGAUUUGGCUAGGGUAUAUGGCAGUAGCAGUUUAUGUGGGAUCCCAUUUAACAAAGUCGAUUUCGGGUGGGGAAAGCCCAUGGUUGAUGCAGCUGUUGCAGUUAGAUCACUAGAUAUAACUGGGUUUCUUCUCAUAGAUACCACAGAUGGUGAUGGCAUUGAAGCACAUGUGUUGUUGGAAAAGGAAGACAUGGAGAUAUUUCAGCAUAACAAGGAGUUACUUUCAUUUUGCCAAGUUAAUAUGUAA
This is a messenger RNA of Helianthus annuus (common sunflower), 1344 nucleotides long. RefSeq names its product tabersonine-19-hydroxy-O-acetyltransferase. The record is from RefSeq and is a predicted model, not a curated record. Lineage: Eukaryota; Viridiplantae; Streptophyta; Magnoliopsida; Asterales; Asteraceae. The transcript has a single exon. Bases 1 to 1344 code for a protein of 447 amino acids.